This is a messenger RNA of Empidonax traillii (willow flycatcher), 5845 nucleotides long. RefSeq names its product ATPase plasma membrane Ca2+ transporting 2 (gene ATP2B2). The coding region runs from base 631 to 4371 and encodes 1246 amino acids. The transcript is spliced from 23 exons. Gene Ontology annotation, biological process: calcium ion transmembrane transport; regulation of cytosolic calcium ion concentration. Gene Ontology annotation, cellular component: postsynaptic density membrane; intracellular membrane-bounded organelle. Gene Ontology annotation, molecular function: ATP hydrolysis activity; PDZ domain binding; ATP binding. NCBI's taxonomy places the organism in Eukaryota, Metazoa, Chordata, Aves, Passeriformes, Tyrannidae. The record is from RefSeq and is a predicted model, not a curated record.
AUGCCGCAUGGAAAAGCUUUUGGCUUGUUCAUGAAGCAUCCGACGCUUUAAGAGAAAACAUAAGAUUACAGGAGUCAUUUCCGAUUAUGUAAAGGGAGAUUCUGUGCGUUUGAUCCCUGCCUGCGGCGCUGGCAGCUCAUCUGCCCCUCUCCGGGCAGCACCGAGCUCUUCCCCAGCCUCCCAUUUCCCGACUUGAAGUUGUCCUAUCCAAGCCAGGGCAGUUCCCUGUGCAUUCCAAGUGGGUUCCCAGGGCUGCCGAGGCGAUGGCUGUAGGCAGUCCCAGAGCACGGAGGCAGCCAGGAGCAGAUGCUUAAGUCCGGUGCUUCCCAUACCUUCUGGAAGGUCCAGAGGAAGAAAUGACCAUGUAGAUUCCACAGCUUGGGUGCAACAUAAUGGGAAAUGGUGAAUGGAGUGGAGCUGGUCUGCAGCCUUGAAAGCAGCCAUUCUGCAGACCGCUAGUCAGUCAGGGACACCUUGCACGCCAGAGGCAUCCUCCACGUCGCUCGCCGGACACACCCUGGAUUCUUUUUAAUCUCUCAGCUCGGAAUUCAAGAUUCCUCUCCUUCAAUUUUUAAAACAGUUUUGAGAUUGUAUCGACUACCACGAGUGGAGCAAUACAAACCAGCCACCAUGGGUGACAUGACAAAUAGCGAUUUUUAUUCCAAGAACCAAAGAAACGAGGCCAACCAUGCGGGAGAGUUUGGGUGCACGCUGCAAGAACUGCGCUCCCUCAUGGAACUCCGAGGGACAGAGGCAGUAGUAAAAAUUAAAGAGACAUAUGGGGAAACAGAGGGGCUCUGCAGACAUCUGAAGACGUCACCAACAGAAGGAUUAGCCGGCACUGCUGCGGACCUAGAAAAAAGAAAGCUUAUUUUUGGAAAAAAUUUUAUACCUCCAAAGAAGCCAAAAACAUUCAUACAGCUAGUCUGGGAAGCGUUGCAGGAUGUGACUCUUAUAAUCUUGGAAAUUGCAGCCAUCAUAUCUCUGGGGCUUUCGUUUUAUCAGCCACCUGGAGAAGGGAAUGAAGGGUGUGGAACUGCAACAGGAGGAGCUGAAGAUGAAGGUGAGGCUGAAGCUGGCUGGAUUGAAGGUGCUGCCAUCCUACUCUCCGUUAUCUGUGUUGUCCUUGUCACUGCCUUCAAUGACUGGAGCAAGGAGAAGCAGUUUCGGGGGCUUCAAAGUCGUAUCGAGCAGGAGCAGAAGUUCACUGUUGUCCGAGGUGGACAGGUUAUCCAAAUCCCAGUGGCAGAGAUAGUAGUUGGGGACAUUGCACAGGUGAAAUAUGGUGAUCUCCUACCUGCUGAUGGGAUAUUUAUUCAAGGAAAUGAUCUGAAAAUCGAUGAAAGCUCCUUGACCGGAGAGUCAGACCAGGUCCGCAAAUCUGUCGACAAAGACCCAAUGCUGCUGUCAGAUCCUGCCAGUCAGAAAUGCUUGUUUCACUCUGUGUGGGGUGUGUGCUUUUAUUGCUCAUUAACAUUGUGUAAAAAUCAUCACACAGGUGGGAAACAGGAGGAUGGACAGCAGCCGCCAGAUUCUUCCCAUCCCUCCUCCCACCCUCCUUCAGCCACAGAUGGUGCAGCAGGUGCAAAUGCCACUGAUAAUGCAAAUGCCAGCUUAGUCAAUGGCAAAAUGCAGGAUGGGAAUAUGGAGAACAGCCAGAACAAAGCCAAGCAGCAGGACGGGGCUGCUGCCAUGGAGAUGCAGCCACUGAAGAGCGCAGAAGGGGGAGAGGGAGAUGACAAGGACAAGAAGAAAUCCAACAUGCACAAGAAAGAAAAAUCUGUCCUUCAGGGAAAGCUGACCAAGCUGGCAGUCCAGAUAGGCAAAGCAGGUUUGGUGAUGUCUGCUAUCACCGUCAUAAUUUUGGUACUAUAUUUUGCCAUUGACACGUUUGUGGUCAACAAGAAGCAGUGGUUGCCUGAGUGCACUCCUGUCUACGUCCAGUAUUUUGUUAAAUUCUUCAUUAUCGGUGUUACUGUGCUCGUGGUUGCUGUUCCUGAGGGACUUCCACUUGCUGUCACUAUUUCUCUGGCUUAUUCUGUAAAGAAAAUGAUGAGGGAUAACAAUCUGGUCAGGCACUUGGAUGCCUGUGAGACGAUGGGAAAUGCCACAGCCAUCUGCUCCGACAAAACCGGGACGCUGACGACCAACCGCAUGACGGUUGUCCAAGCCUACGUUGGUGAUGUCCACUACAAGGAGAUCCCUGACCCACCUCCAGAAAAAGAGGGUGGGCUGCCUCGCCAGGUGGGCAAUAAGACGGAGUGUGGCCUCUUGGGAUUUGUCCUGGAUCUGAAGCAGGAUUAUGAGCCUGUUCGGAGCCUCAUCCCCGAGGAGAAGCUCUAUAAAGUUUACACCUUCAACUCUGUGAGGAAGUCGAUGAGCACAGUUAUUAAAAUGCCAGAUGGCAGUUUCCGAAUGUACAGCAAAGGAGCCUCUGAAAUUGUCCUCAAGAAAUGUUCCAGGAUCCUCAAUGCAGCUGGGGAGCCUCGUAUCUUCAGGCCCCGGGACAGAGACGAAAUGGUGAAGAAAGUCAUCGAACCCAUGGCCUGUGAUGGACUGAGAACCAUCUGUGUGGCUUUCCGAGACUUUUCCAGCAGCCCAGAGCCCGACUGGGACAACGAGAACGACAUCUUAUCCGACCUGACUUGCAUUUGUGUUGUUGGCAUUGAAGACCCAGUGAGGCCAGAGGUCCCAGAAGCCAUCAGGAAGUGCCAGCGAGCCGGAAUCACGGUCCGCAUGGUCACCGGGGACAACAUCAACACAGCCCGUGCCAUCGCCAUCAAGUGUGGGAUCAUCCACCCAGGAGAAGACUUCCUCUGCCUCGAAGGGAAAGAGUUCAACAGAAGGAUCCGAAAUGAGAAGGGAGAGAUUGAGCAGGAGCGGAUUGACAAAAUCUGGCCAAAGCUCCGGGUUCUUGCUCGCUCGUCCCCCACGGACAAACACACUUUGGUGAAAGGUAUCAUUGACAGCACACAGGUGGAGCAGAGACAAGUUGUAGCUGUGACCGGGGAUGGGACCAACGAUGGACCAGCACUUAAAAAAGCUGAUGUUGGCUUUGCAAUGGGUAUUGCUGGGACAGAUGUCGCAAAGGAGGCCUCUGACAUCAUCCUGACAGAUGACAACUUCAGCAGCAUCGUGAAGGCGGUGAUGUGGGGCCGCAAUGUCUACGACAGCAUCUCCAAGUUCCUGCAGUUCCAGCUCACCGUGAACAUCGUGGCCGUCAUCGUGGCCUUCACCGGGGCCUGCAUCACCCAGGACUCUCCUCUAAAAGCCGUGCAGAUGUUGUGGGUCAACCUAAUUAUGGACACCUUCGCCUCCCUUGCCUUGGCCACGGAACCCCCCACGGAGGCGCUGCUGCUCCGCAAGCCGUACGGCAGGAACAAGCCCCUCAUAUCCCGCACCAUGAUGAAGAACAUCCUGGGCCACGCUGUCUACCAGCUCACCCUCAUCUUCACCCUGCUCUUUGUGGGUGAGAAAAUGUUUAAGAUUGACAGUGGGAGGAAUGCACCGCUUCACUCUCCUCCUUCAGAGCAUUACACCAUCAUCUUCAACACCUUUGUCAUGAUGCAGCUUUUCAAUGAAAUCAACGCACGGAAAAUCCACGGCGAAAGGAAUGUCUUUGAUGGCAUCUUCAGAAAUCCCAUUUUUUGCACUAUUGUACUGGGUACAUUUGCUAUUCAGAUAGUAAUUGUCCAGUUUGGAGGAAAACCCUUUAGCUGUUCUCCCCUGCAGCUUGACCAGUGGAUGUGGUGUGUAUUUAUUGGAUUAGGAGAACUUGUAUGGGGUCAGGUCAUUGCAACCAUCCCAACAAGUAGGCUAAAGUUUUUAAAGGAGGCAGGGAGGCUCACUGAGAAGGAGGAGGUCCCUGAAGAAGAACUCAAUGAGGAUGUUGAGGAAAUCGAUCAUGCAGAGAGAGAACUUCGACGUGGACAAAUUCUCUGGUUCAGAGGGCUCAACAGAAUCCAAACCCAGAUCGAAGUAGUCAAUACUUUCAAGAGUGGCACUUCCUUUCAGGGGGCUCUAAGGAGACAGUCCUCCGUCACAAGCCAGACCCAGGAUAUCCGCGUCGUGAAGGCAUUCCGUAGCUCUCUCUAUGAAGGUUUAGAAAAACCAGAAUCUAGAACCUCUAUUCACAACUUUAUGACUCAUCCUGAAUUUAGGAUAGAAGAUUCCCAGCCCCACAUCCCACUCAUUGAUGACACAGACCUAGAAGAAGACCCUGCUCUCAAGAAAAACUCGAGUCCACCGUCUUCACUGAACAAGAACAACAGUGCUAUCGACAGUGGAAUAAAUCUUACAACUGAUACAAGUAAAUCAGCUACCUCUUCUAGUCCAGGAAGCCCAAUACAUAGCCUGGAGACAUCACUUUAGCUGAAAAGGUCACUGCAAAAAAAAAAAAAAAAAACCAUAAAGAAAAAAAAAGAUUAAAAUUAAAUAAAAUAACCCCCCCUCCCCCAGCAACCGAAAUAUAUAAAUAUAUAUAUUAAAAACACUGCUGGCUGAAAAGCUGUUUGAACUCUUAUUCACUCUGAGACAAGUGAAUGAAUCGUUGAUCACAAUGGUUUUGGGGAAAGAAUGAAUGGCUGAUUUACAUACCCCCCUGUUCCCUUUCAGAAAAACAAAAACAAACAAAAAAAAAAAAUUCCUCCUGCAUGAAUGUACUGUACACUGCUGGCCCUUCUUUCUCUCUUUUUGUUUGUUUUUAUUUCCUUUUAGGUUUUGUUUUUGUUUUGUUUUUUUUUUUUUUUCCUCCUUAAGCAGGAACUGCAGAGGACUUCUUUCUGAGGCUAUUUAUCCAAUUCACUGGUCUGUGAGUUUUUUGAAAUGCUUGUGUGGCAUGGACUCAAUUGUAUAGAUUAAUUUAAAUAACUUUUUUGAAGUUGCGAAGCUUAACUUGCACAGUAGAUUUGCACCAGUUGGACAGAGGAACUUAAACAUUUAUGAGACUAUAUAUAGAGAUAUAUACAUAUAAGUAUAUAGAUAAUUAAUUAUAUAUAUGUAUAUAUCUAUCUAUAUAUAUAUAGUUAUAUAUAUAUAAAGUUUCUUUGUUGGCAUGUUGCCUUGUUUCUGCUCAAAUUGCUCUGACUAUUUUAACUUAUUUAUGUCCUAAAAAAGAAUGUAAUUUGUUUACAAACCUGUAGAUAAAUAUCCUUAACUAUUUGUAGGGUUAAGAAAGCACUUCCUGCCGAAGUAGUAUAAAAAUGGCUCAGCUCAGCUCAUUGAAAAUGUCUGUAAUAUCGCACCCUGGAUAUUUUAUUACAACCGUGUUCUGAUUUCUGCCUGAUUUUAUUUAUUUUAUUCCUUUUUUUUUUUUUUUGUUAAAUAAUGUAGAUACUGCUAGUAAAUAACAAAAGAAGCCAAAAUAUAACACAUUGGAUGUAGCAUUGUGAUCCUAUAUACAGGGAGGUAAACCAGGCUUCCUUUGUUUCAAAUAAAAAUCAAACUGAUCAGGUUCUCUCUUUCCCCCCCACCCCCCCUUUUUUUUUUUUUUUCUGGUCCCUCUGAUAUUCUGCUUGAAUUUGUUUUGGUGCAACAUCUGAUAAUGGAGGCUAUUUCAUUCUUUAAACAUGCAGCGAUGGCUUCCAAAAGCAUCUUUAGGGAGAUAUUAAAUGAGUUUAUAAUUUACAAUAAGUUGUAUUUGGUUUGUCUAUACGGAGAUAAAACGGAUGUUAAAAUACUGUGAUAUACGGUGUUUAAUCCUUUUCAAUUAGUAAUUUAGGCAUUUGUUUCCUUAUUACUUGCAAAGUAUGGGCUGUUGGCAUUUUGGAUGAGAAUCACUGUAGGUUGUUGCUUUGAUUUUUUUUUUUUUUUGAAAGAAAAAUAUAAUUUCUGCACUAUUAGGACU